Colletotrichum truncatum is the source of this 1848-nucleotide messenger RNA. Its product is annotated as C6 finger domain protein. Gene Ontology annotation, molecular function: zinc ion binding; DNA-binding transcription factor activity, RNA polymerase II-specific; transcription cis-regulatory region binding. The record is from RefSeq and is a predicted model, not a curated record. NCBI's taxonomy places the organism in Eukaryota, Fungi, Ascomycota, Sordariomycetes, Glomerellales, Glomerellaceae. Gene Ontology annotation, cellular component: nucleus. Gene Ontology annotation, biological process: positive regulation of transcription by RNA polymerase II.
AUGCAGGAGACUAGUGGGCCGUCAUCGGCUCUGCCAAGUUACUCCCGACCGUCGAGGAGAUCAGUUAGGUCCAGGGAAGGAUGCCUGACUUGCAAACGCCGCAAAGUCAAAUGUGAUGAGUCAAGACCUAGGUGCAGUCACUGCGAGCGUUUGAACCUCGAAUGCAAGUGGCGACCGCAACCUAAUACGGUUCCCCACGCAACGCUGGCCUCCGCGAUUCCUGCCGGCGCUGAUCGCAGCCCGGCCAUGCGGUCCCACUCUACCGAUGCCUCCGUGUCUCCGGCAGCGUCCUUGUUCCAGCCCAUGCAGGCAGUCGAUGAAAUAUUCGACUAUGCCAGCUUCAUGUGGGAUGCUGGUGAUGCCUGGCAGCAGGUUAGUCCCGAUUCAGGCCAGCAGAUGAGCCUUGACGGGCAGGUACUGCGGCCUCAAUAUACUAGUUUGCCCAUAGGGGGUCAGUCAACAGCUUUCAUGAGCCCCUCUAACCUCAACUUUCCUGGCCGGGCUGUUGCAGAGGAUCUACCUAAUCCAUCAGGUAUGACUGACGCCAGCAGUCAGUCAGAACAAGCCAUGGCUCUGCAGGUUCAGACCGAGGACGAUAGGUUGAUGGACUAUUUCAGUCGCGUUGUUGUGCCGCCAAUUCUUGCUGAAGUAGAAACUCAGAAGAAGUGGCUGGCGAUCCGACAAGUAGUCGUCGACAUGACACGUGCAUCUCAGAUGGUCAAGUGGGCAGUCCUCGCCUUCUCAAACUUGAUGCUAUCUCGUCGUGAAGGAGCUUGGCUAGCUAGCUCAGAAGACUAUUACCAGAGAGCUGUUGCUGGGGUGACGGCUUACGGUGAAGACUCUUCUCCUCGAGAAGACAGUCGCAGCUCUCGAAGAGAGCAUCUACUUGCGACUCUCUUCUUUCUCAGUUACGUCGACAUCUUGAGGGGACAGAUCAAAGCUGCAGAUUCAUUUUUGAAGCGUGCCUAUAGCGUCUUCCAACAGGGAGACAAAGGCAGCUUCGCUGCUACCGAGAAGCAGUUCUUGCAGUGGAUGCGGCUUCUUGAUGCGCGUGCUGUCUCUGCAGGUGGUCAAGGCCUGCUUCUAUCGAAAGACGAUGAGUUGCUUCUCGUCGAGGCGUCACCGGCGAGCUUUGACGGAGGUGUCGCCGAUUCAUCGAGGGAAGACUUGGCUGAAGGGGACAUUGAAGACGUCUUGUUUCAAGUGCUCUAUCAACCCGGCAUUGUGUUCUUUCAAAAGGUCCAAAGCUUCAUGGGCCGCAUCUCGAAGAUCGAUCCCUGGCAUCGUUCUCGCGGUACUGUUGAAGACGAGACAGAGGUAAUGAAUAUCGGCGCAGCCAUUGCCGCAGACCUGCGGACGUUGUAUGAGCAGCGGCCUCCACUUAUGGACUACGCCGUGGCUGGCAAGUUGACUGAGCCUCACGUCUCAGCUCACUUGGCUUUUGUUAUAACUCGCGCAUUCCGGACAUACCUGGCCAACUACCACGCCAGUAAGGUUCAUCUGCACAGGGUGGCAUACAAGACCUUUCCCCUGACCAAGGAGGCGGCCGAUGCACUCAGUCAGAUACGGCGCUUGGCGAGACUACUUGUAGACUCUCUCGACGCCGAUAACUCACUGCCAGUCAACAUGCUGUGGCCGUUGCUUAUGCUGGGUUCGGAAGAACAAGACCCCCAAGAAAGGCUAUGGAUCAAGACUCAAAUUCUUCGAAUGGAGAGAGUAGCGGGAAACGCCAAGAUUACAGCUCAGGUACUAGAGGAGGUUCAGGCUCGGCAAGAUGCUGAGAAGGCUCGGGUAGACAUUCGAUCCGUCAUGCACGCCAUAUUUGACUCGUGUUUUGCCAUUGUCUAA